AUGUGGCAUCGAUACGCUGUUCUGCUUCUAUUAAUAUUCACAUUUGGUGAUAGUUACUCGGAAACGAAAUUCAAUGUAUCUGGCGCCCAACCAUCCGCAACCAACCCUAUCGGAAAUCCCGCUUUUCCAGGAACCACGACGUCUGGCGGUAAUAAUUACGUGGGAUUUCUUAUCUCAGAGCACGAAGGCACCUUUGACUAUGAUCUCGCAUACUCAGGAGCGACUAUUGACGAUGCACUCGUUGCGGGUUACAUAGAUUCAGUGCUGUCAUUCAUCGAGCAAAAUGAAGAGUUCGCAAGCUACUAUACUGGUUCAAACCCGAUUGCCGCCUGGCAGCCGGAUUCUACAUUGUUUACUACAUGGUUCGGAGUCAACGAUAUCGACCGUGGAUACUUCCCGGGGAAUUGGACAACCUUGAGGCCGAAGCUUCUUGACCGAUACUUUGAGGCGGUGGAAGAGCUGUACGAACUUGGGGCGCGCAACUUUGCUUUCCUCUCGGUCCCACCGAUAGAGAAAACUCCUGACGUGCUGUCAAAAAAUGCCACUGUCCAAGAAGGAUAUAGAACUGCAGUGGAAAGCUUUAAUUCUUUACUGCAGAGUAAGCAUGAGGAUUUUGCGACUGCACAUCCCCAGGCGAAAACUUGGCUGCUAGAGACUGGACCUCUGUUCAACCAAGCGCUCAAUGAUCCACAAGCAUUCGGAGCGCCCGACGCUGUCUGCUACAACAGUGAUGGAAUCAGUUGUUUGUGGUGGAAUGGUUUCCAUCCGGGCCAGGCGAUACAUAAACUCCUAGCAGAAGCUUUGAGGGAUCUCGUCGAAAGUUGA
Pestalotiopsis fici W106-1 is the source of this 825-nucleotide messenger RNA. RefSeq lists its product as uncharacterized. Gene Ontology annotation, molecular function: hydrolase activity, acting on ester bonds. Lineage: Eukaryota; Fungi; Ascomycota; Sordariomycetes; Amphisphaeriales; Sporocadaceae. Bases 1 to 825 code for a protein of 274 amino acids. The record is from RefSeq and is a predicted model, not a curated record. The transcript is spliced from 3 exons.